UUUCUUAUUUAUUUAGAAAAAGAGAAAAAUAGAAAGAAGUAAAAGUAGCAUCAGUUUCCUAGCGUCUCGUAAACAUCGUCGACGUUCUUCCUUUCGGCGGGAGGAUAAUUUCGUGUCUGUAGAGGGUUGACCCUCGGAACGCGCGAGGGAUGCGCGCAAGGGUGUUUGUACGGCGUGGAUAGGCGAAUCGGUAAUUUCGCGUGUGGCGGACGGGCUCUCGAUAUCGAUUCCAGAAGGUCGCCGCCGAAGUAGUCGCGCAGUAAUCGUGCCCUCCGUCUGUCCUUCGGUUGACAGCAAGACAGCAAAACGUGCUUGUCGACGCAUUAUUGCGCGCGAAAUCAAUGAGAGGAAAGAUCGAUCGAUCAGGUCGGAGCCGACGAUCGAGCUCAUCUACUGCGCUUUUAUCGGAUGCGAUCAAACUGCUCUGGAGAAGAUGAGGAAUGCAUCCGGAUAAGAUUACUACGUAAGCAAGCAGAAUAGGGACGCAGAAUUAUUAUCUUGUCCGGGGCACCGAAAUAUCUCGGUUAAGCCCUGGCAAUCAUCAAUGAAGAGCCGGACAUGAAUUGGAUAUCCGAACAGACAUCACUGGGAUUAUUAAUCAUCCUUCUCCUGAAAUGCGGUAUCACAAGAUCGAUAGUAGACGUGAGGGAGCCGAUAUUAUUAAAAGUUCUCGUUCCUCCGACCCACACAGCCUUGUCCGGCGAUGUGACAGUUUUUAUCCUAGAUUCGGCGGAAACGGAAUCUUUCGCAAUAUCCACCAAUACCGUGAUCACCAACGAUACAAAUGGUAUGAAGAAAGAUGAGGAAGAUAAAAUCGAUCCGGAGAAAAACGAAAUUAAUGGAAGUCACGAACCGCUCGUGCUUAGAGUACUAUAUGUCGAUGGUCUCACAUCGGAAUUGAUUGGUGAUAUCCCUCUCAAUACCUUACCGCAUAAAGGUGAGAAUAUUUCUGUGAUAAUACCUUGUGGUAUCUUCUCGCGCGGCGGAAUUUAUACAUUACGACUUCAGUACAAGUUCUCAACCGUGGCUGCCAGAUACAACACUGCCAUUACUGGGCUGCCCGAAAUUGAGAUGAGCAGUGCCUUAGACGUAAAGUGGCCAAUCCCUUCUCUGCUCCUGGAAUCCCAACACUUUGGUACAUAUCCUAGUCAACCGGUAAUAGCAACCAUAAAGUACAAUGGAAUCUCAUGUGUGCCUGAUAACGGCAUUCCCGUAGCGGCUUAUAGUUUGCAGCUCAUAUAUUGCGGUACUACCACCGCCGCCUGCGAUCCACAGAACAAUAGUCGCACUCAAGUACUCUAUUACGAGGAGAUAAACGGCUUCACCUCGCCAAAGGUCAUCGAACUAAAGUGCGAUUUUUUCGGAUUGGCUGGAAAUUAUGCACUUAGAUUAAAGGCCUCGGACAUUAACCCUUCCGCACCGACGACUAGCGCGUACAUCAAGGUGGAAUGGUCGGACGAGUUCAGCUUCAACGUUCACGCGAGAUCGAUUUAUCCCUGCGAGGGAUCGGCGGGCAUAUCGGUCCUCUUCCAGUAUCCAGCGUGUCGUCUUCAGGGCGAUCGCAUUCGUGUCUACGGUCGCCUCCGGGCGGACGUAAGUUCCUUGGCACCGCCGUCCGCGUUACAUUACAUCGCGGAAUUAAAGGCGGCACCGGGAAAGCACUCGUUGAACUUCGACUGCGAUAUCUUCACCGAGAAGUUCAUCGAGUACUGCUUCGUUUAUGUGAGCCAGGCGAUCACCGGCGCGAUGGCGGAAGUAAAGCUCGCGUGCAUACCCACCUUCCCGCUCCUAGAAAAUGACGCGGCUGGUUGGGGUCCUUGGAGCGCGUGGAGUCCUUGCAGCAGCUCCUGCGUAGGUGGAACGCGUAAUCGAUAUCGAUUUUGCGAUACACCACCCCCGAAAUACGGAGCAAAAUUUUGUCAGGGAAAAGCGGUCGAGACAGAAUCGUGCGGCGGCACCGGCAGAAUCGAUUUUCAGGAGGCGUGGAACACCGAGGGAUGGGAGUGUCGACACGGAACGACAUUAGCGGCCACGAGACCGGAAGUCACGGCUCAGAUCGGUCUUCAGUGUCGAUGCGGUUGUAUUAUAAAUUUCCACGAUCAAAUCUUGAACAAGAUUCUAGCCGCGAAUACACAAGCCUGUCCCGGUCGAUCCUUUUGGCUGCUGCAGGCGAAAUCGGAUUACGUGAUCCGACUGCACUUGGACCAAACGCAGUUUCCCUGUCCAGGGCAAUACUUCCGCAUCCGCGACGGUGAUUCGCGAAGUGCGGAACUUUUGACGGAUAUUGCGUUUGACAAAAGCGCACCCGCAACGGGAACGAUAUUUUCCUCGGGUCAAAAUUUACUGUUGGAGUUUUUCAGCGACGAGUCAACCGCUUCGGGAGACUCUUGCGUGGGUGGCUUUCUAGGACAUGCGAGCAUGUUUAAGAAAUUAUACGAAAAGAAUAAGACAUUACUCUCUUCGGAAACGAGUUCCACUUCCACUGUCGAACGAUGGAUUUUCUGGGGACCCGCGCAUUUGGCGACAGCAUCUCUUUUGAUACUCAUAUUCUUUAUAUCUAUUUUUCUAGCAUUGCAAUUUGCAUUGAAAUAUAGAAAAUAUCAUAUCGCAGAAGAUUUGGAUACUCUGAGCGAGCAUUCCGGAUGUAGCGAUACGAUGGAACGAGCAAAAUCAAUGUCUUCUACGACAUUAAUAUCAGAAGUCGUGUCUUUAGUGGGAUUGCCAAGAAAAUGUACACCAAGACUUUCAAAACGUAAAUUGGCUCCUUGUGCGGUAGAGGACGGCUAUGAUAGUUCAGAAACUUUGGCAGAAUAUGAGGAUGAAACUAGUUUGAGCUCUACUACUUUGAAACAAGAUAACGAAGAAAGCUCUAUAGAAAGAAGCAUAAUACCGAACAAACUACAUGUUAAUGAAACAUCAUCGAUAGUAUCGGCUAUUAUGGCAGUUGGUCAGCCGGAAGUAAAAUAUGCCCAACCAGUCAAGUUACGCACCCUAGGAUCUAACACCCCGGCAGUGGACAAGCUGAUAUCGGAUGACACAACAUGUCAAAGUACAGCGAGCAUUACUAACAGCCCUCACAUUGCAAGACCUCAUCAUUAUGCGUCCAAUCCUUUGCAAUCAAAGGAUUCGACGAGCAGUCCACUAUCGGGUGUUUCUACGUUACGCAGCGGUAAAGAGACAAAGGAUCGUCGAAAUCGCGAGCGACUGCUUCAAGGACCGGGCUCGGAGUUCAGCCUAACUAAUCCGGAGACGGAUAUGGAACUGGAUUAUUACGAUUACAACGUAGCGAACGCCGGCGCCGCGCCGGGUUCGUAUUUAGGUAUGGAUCCAGCUUUUCUCCUAUGGAUUCCCCCGUUAUCGAUGUCUGAGGAUUCUGAAGGUCCAUCUGCGGAUCGACCGGAUUGUUUUCAAGGCACGACGGCGAGUCCGACAUUAUUCCGACUGCCGGAGGAGAUCACCGAGGGCGCGACCCUGACCCCGGCCGAGUAUCGGCGAAUGCGACAAAGGCUCGCGUCUAAUGUCGAGGAGACCAGACUGAGCAACUUCGAGCAGAAACGCCAAGACUCGACGUCCUCGUCUUCAUCAUCAAAGAACGAUUCGUCAUCUGGCGGUAGUGCUCUGUCCGAGGAUAGCAUCAACAGCGAAGGCAGAGCGGCCAGGCUGAACGAACGCCUAUUGCCAAUCCACCGAAUCCUGGAGGACUCUAGGACUCGAGUGAGCGAAGAAUCCUUGUGCGGUCAGCUUGGGACCGACAGGACGCAAUGCAUCAUUCCCAAUCGUCUUCAAGCUACUAAAUUUGAUUUUUCCCAGGAACAGGAUACUUCAUCGAGAAGUAGCCAACAAGGUAGUUAUGUAAAUAUCACCGACAACGUGACAAAAUCGGAAGAUAAAGCAGAGAAAUCAAAACAGACUUCGAAAAGGUAUACCGAGGACGCAAUGCUCCAUAAUGCUACUUCGAAGUCAUUUUUUAAUCAAAAAACAAAGGAUGUUUCCCAAGAAGAUAAGAGGAAUCGUUAUUUCAAGAACGAGAACACGUCCAGUAAGAACACGUCUGGUAAAUCAAGUUCGAAGACACAAGGAUACGUAGAUGGCAGAGAAAAGGAUCUUCAGGAUGCCAAAGACGAUUCCAAAUCGGAUAUCCUUUUGACGAAUCUGAACGUAACGAGUAACCAAUGCAAAUAUCGAGAUUUUAUGCAGUUCACGCAACCUCGAGAGAUGAAUAAAUUGUCAGAUUGCACCAACAUUCCGAUGAUUGAGUUCUCGGGGCCGCGUUUAAACUCGCCGGCGACAGCUCGAAGACUGACGACGGACAAUUUCAACAUUAGUUUGUCCAAGAAAGAAAUCCAGAGUCCAGAUUAUGGAGUCGAGAGCGAUAUUAAGGUGGAAUCGCACGAUUCCUUCUAUGAUCUAAUCCGGGAGAACGAGGAUGGCAUUAAAUUCGCGGACGACGAUGACGACUAUAUCGAUAACAGAGCGAACAUGUGAAAUCUGUGUUGUAAUUAUUACGUAUGAUUGCGCAAUAAAGAUUACUGCUAUUUUA
Molecule: messenger RNA, 4540 nt
Organism: Camponotus floridanus (Florida carpenter ant)
Lineage: Eukaryota; Metazoa; Arthropoda; Insecta; Hymenoptera; Formicidae
Gene: gogo
Exons: 15
Coding region: 559-4485 (1308 amino acids)
Cellular component (GO): cell periphery
Source: RefSeq, a predicted model, not a curated record